CCGGCCCGUGACGUCACCUGCCCGGCGCUGCGGGCGCUCGCUGCUCGCAGCUGUCCGCUCGAGCCCUGCCGACAGUCAGCGACCCGGGCGCGGAGCGGGGGGGAGUUACGUUGCGCUGCUGCGCUGGCUGCUGCGGCGGGCGGCUGUGAACGUGGCAGAGAGGUGUGAUUUACUGAUCAGCCAGACACCGUGCAACGUUUUGUCGCUGCCUGGCGUCGUGACCUCUAGUGCCGUCGGUACAGGACGUGGUAGUGACUUCUCGUGUGUCCUCUUCCGUGAGUGAUUCAGUGAGGCUGUGGCGUUAGUUCUGGUUGAAUCCGGUGAGGUUACGUGCGGGGGAAUCGCUGCGGCUUUGAGUGUCUAUGGUGGAGUGAUGUAGGCGUGGCGUCAGUGGCCCGAGGAGUGACGCCACGUCAGCAAACGGAGUGACGUUACGUCAGAAGGCAUUGUGUGUGGCACGUCAAACGGAAAGAGUGGCAUUGGGGGCUGCAACUGUGCAGAGUGAGGGGAGCUGAGGGACAUCGGGAACCGCUGAGAUCGGUCCGAUCUGGUGGCGACCCGCACAACUGAUUUGUAAAUCGGUGAAAGUUUUCCUCGCUGGAAUCGGAUAAACGGCUGAAACGCGAACUGUGAAACCGGUGAGCGAAGGUUGAAGAGACGUUUCCACUAGCACCAGACUGGCAGGGAUCUGAGCAGAGGCUCGUUCACAAUAAGCUGGUAACAAAUCCAAACUAAACCAGCCCGUGGAAGUUUGGUAAUUACCCGAUAAGCGGAGAUCGUAGUGACUAUCUUGUGAAGCUCUCAGCUGUCUUCCCCAGCAGUGGUAGUCAGUGACCUUGACCUCCGCUCGCUGACCUGUCAGUGACCCCCAGCCCCCUCCCCGCCGCUCGCGCUGUACCCCGUCAACCAUGCCGGCGGCUCUGGACCCUGCCAGCGGCGCGCCCAUGCCUGGGUCCGUGCUGCGACCUGACCCGGAGGAGAGUGACCGUCCGGACCGCCAGCUGCUGCACUCGCCGGGCCCGGAGCCGGAGCCGGAGACCUGGGAGCCGGCCGGACUCCCCGGAGACGUCAAACACGUGCCCUUCGGCGGCUUGACACUGGCCUCGGCCGUCAACGGGGUCACGUAUCAACACACGCUGGGCGCGCUGGAUAACAGGGUACGGAAUCGGAUGAGCACCCGAAAACUACGAAAGCGGGUGGUGUUCAAGAACGGCGACCUGAACGUGGUGCAGGGCCACCUGUCGAAGCGGCGGCGGCGCUACCUGGCCGACAUCGUCACCACGCUGGUGGACAUCAAGUGGCGGUGGACGCUGCUCGUCUUCAGCCUCAGCUUCCUCCUCAGCUGGCUGCUCUUCGCUGUGCUCUGGUGGCUUAUCAUGGUGGCGCACGGCGACUUUGAGCCCCAGAACAGGGCCAACCCCGACUUCACGCCCUGCGUCAACUCCGUCGAGGAUUUCACCGGUAGCUUCCUGUACAGCAUUGAGACACAGCACACGAUCGGCUACGGCACGCGCGCCAUCACCGAACAGUGCCCGGAGGCGAUUACGUUACUCUGUGUCCAGAGCAUCGUCGGUCUCAUGAUCCAGGCGUUGAUGGUGAGCGUAGUGUUCGCUAAGCUGGCCCGACCCAAGAAGUGCGCGCAGACGCUGCUGUUCUCGCGUAACGCGGUGAUCUGCCAGCGCGACGGCAGGCUCUGCCUCAUGUUCAGGGUGGGCAACAUGAGGACGUCUUCGCUGAUCGGAGCCUCGGCGCGCGGUCAGAUUAUCCGGAAACGGGUGACACGUGAGGGCGAGACACUGCAGUUCGACAUGGUGGAGCUCAACCUGGGCCCUGAUGACGGCCAGGACAGCAUCUUCUUCAUCUGGCCGCUGAACGUGGUGCACACGAUAGACGAGCGGUCCCCGUUCUACCACAUGUCGGCCGAGGACCUCCUCCACAAGGAGCGCUUCGAGAUCGUCGUCAUCCUCGAGGGCACCACCGAGUCGACAGCGAUGACCACACAGGCACGGAGCAGCUUCAUCCCCAGCGAGAUCCUCUGGGGCCAUAGGUUCGAGCCUAUCAUUGACUUCAAGCGUGACACGGGCAAGUACGAGGUGGACUACAGCCGAUUCAAUAGCACGUAUCAGGUGGAUACGCCGCUGUGCAGUGCUGCUGAGCUCGACCAGUUCAGGAAGAUUCAGGCCGAGACCGCAAACGGCGCCGGUGACGCGGCCGUGGAGAGCCGCGCCAACACGGCCAACGCUGGCUUCAAUAACUUCGACCUGCUGCGGCUGGGAGCGGUGCAGGAGCCAUCGGCCGCGCCGGGGGACGACGUGGAGGCAGCGCAGAGGACCUGACAGUGACAGGCGGGACGCAGGUCGAACUGAGGGACCAGGACUGGACCAGGGACACAAGAAGUGUGGGGUGGGACAUGUUGGACGGUAAACAAACGACGAGAAUUAUCCGCCGAUUGUAGACAGGAUUUGGAUGGAAACAUGGAUAAAAACAUGGGACCAAGGGAUAGGACCGACUGACAGACAGACAAACAGACAAGAAUGAAUACAUAUCACAGGAUCGGACAGAGAUAACCGAUUGUCGUCAUACAUGAAGAUGGCAUUACGAUUAGCGAGGUACUGAAGCUCGACAGACUGGAGGUGACUAAACGUGUACCAAGACGGUCGCUCAAGCGGAGGAGCGUCUUAGGUCGCCCGUGUGUUGUAUUAAGGACAGGUACAAGAGCGAGACAACGACGGGAGAACGAGAGCAAUUAAUGGAGGUUAUGAAGCGCGUUUUACUUGAGAUUAGUUAGUAAUGUUUUUGAAGUGCUCCUGACAGGCCUGCCUUAACGGAAAUGAUGUGUGCGAAGGUGCUUGUUUUAUCUGAUGAAAUUCGACUGAUGUUAGCGCAUUGCAUGACUAACGGAAGCAUUUUGUAGGUUAGAGCAGCGAGCACAGCGUGGCUAAAUUUAUAAGCCCGGCAGUAUUCCACCGAUUAAUGUAGUGCAUGGUGUUUAGAAACAUUGCCUGCAUGUAUUUCGCAUCAGCGGUAUAUCUCUCGGGUGUUCUAGCCCGAAAUCUUACGGAUAUGUCAGACAUUUUGACGGUUUAUUUGGUUUGGGCAUGAGCGGGAGCGCCUAGCUUAGAAGAACCGCUUGUGUUACGUAAUAAAAAGCAGUGGACAGCGUCUCGCGUCAGGGAGAUACACAAGAAACCUUGAUUGUUUGAUUAUUUUAAUGCGACUUGAGAUAAUAUACAACGGUCUUUUCAAAGAACUGUCCCAAGUCCCUGAAUAUUCGGGAAGUUUGAGUUGCUAGGGACGGAUUGUAAAGCGAUAUCAAAUGACAAACUGUGUGCCUUCCAUUGCCUACAAUAUGUCGCAUUAGGUAGUGUAAUUGUAAUUCAAGUGCUGUAACCCGAUCGCCAAAUAAAUGGGAAGGAUUUUU
This is a messenger RNA of Amphibalanus amphitrite, 3421 nucleotides long. RefSeq names its product ATP-sensitive inward rectifier potassium channel 12-like. Lineage: Eukaryota; Metazoa; Arthropoda; Thecostraca; Balanomorpha; Balanidae. Gene Ontology annotation, cellular component: plasma membrane. The record is from RefSeq and is a predicted model, not a curated record. Gene Ontology annotation, molecular function: inward rectifier potassium channel activity. The coding region runs from base 909 to 2336 and encodes 475 amino acids. The transcript is spliced from 5 exons. Gene Ontology annotation, biological process: potassium ion import across plasma membrane; regulation of monoatomic ion transmembrane transport.